AUGGCGAUCCUGUAUCACCAGUAUAGGUUUGAGCGAGUUCGACGAUAUGAGCGUCCUCCGGCAUAUGGUCCAACGGGAAGAGGCGGGACGGUGGAGGCUCGAUGGCGACCGCCACCACGCCACCCCGGCUCCGCGGGCGGCGUCGGCGCCACUGCGGGCGCCGCAAGCGCUGCGGGCGGCGCCGUCGGUGCCACCGCGUGCUCUGUGGGCGCCGCUGCCGGCACCAACGCGGGUGCUACGGGCGGCGCCGCCGGUGCCACCGCGAGCGCCGUGAGCGGCGCUGCCGGCGCCGCGGGCGCUGCGGGCAACGCCGCAGGAGCACUUUUUCGUUCUUCAGUCUCGGGAACGUUUCCUGAAGACAUGGAUGUUGAUACCUCAUCUCAGCCAGGCAGAGCGAGACCACAUUGGCAGGGGUCAGCUGCAUUAUCAGCAGGGGUGACUGUGCUUCAGAUAUGGGCUUGGGAACAUCUACCUAUUACACGACCAUUGGCUGACAGAGAUAGGCCUGUAGGGAGGCCUUAUGCGGAGGGAGAUGAUAGCGGAGAUGGAGAUGGAUAUGGGGGAGAUGCAAGAGAUCAGGGUGCUGGCGAUGAUGAUGGUGGAGAUGAUGAUGGGGGGGAUGGGAGAGAUGAUGACGAGGGAGAUGGUCGAGCAGUGCGAGUGGCAGCGACAGGCACACCAGGAGCUGGCAGUUCUAGAUCUGCUAGGGAUGUAUAUACAGAUUGGAUGGCCCGGGUGGUCAGACGUAGGAGAUCAGGUCCAGGGGAUCAGGAGCAUCAGGUUCCAGAGCAAGAGGGACCCUUAGUUGAGCAGGUACCUAUGACAGUAUCACGGGCUGAGAAGCCACAGGCAGAGGGACCUUGA
Molecule: messenger RNA, 864 nt
Organism: Cryptomeria japonica (Japanese cedar)
Lineage: Eukaryota; Viridiplantae; Streptophyta; Pinopsida; Cupressales; Cupressaceae
Exons: 5
Coding region: 1-864 (287 amino acids)
Source: RefSeq, a predicted model, not a curated record